Messenger RNA from Ciona intestinalis (vase tunicate), 1799 nucleotides. The record is from RefSeq and is a predicted model, not a curated record. Lineage: Eukaryota; Metazoa; Chordata; Ascidiacea; Phlebobranchia; Cionidae.
AGAAAAACUUAGAAUGAAAGUAGUUUAACUGAUGAAAUGGUUGUUACAUUGGCUCUACCGUGGCAGCAUGUGCUUGCUUUGGAUGCAAGGUACAAUGCGUACAGGACUCCAAAUAAUUCACAAUUCCGAACGCAAUACAUAAGACGUCGAAGCCAACUUCUACGAGAAGCAGCGAAAACAGUUGACCCAACAUUUCGAAAGAAAUAUUUAAAGAUAAGAAGUCAACUGUUGGCACAUCGGUACGGGCAAAUAUCAGAAGCAAGCAGCCUUAGAAGUGCAAGCGUCCGGGGAAGUGUGUUACAUUUGGACAGGACUGAAAGUACAAUGGAGGAAAAAGUUGAAGUUCAAACAAAUCGAUUUUCUAGUGAUGUUGUUCCUACCAACCAAGCAGAUGCCAGCAGAGCAAUGGUGGGUGGUAAAAGUGUGGGGGAAAAUUAUGCUUUUGUUGGAAUGCACCACAUAUUUGAUGAACACAUAGGAUGUCCUGCUACCUCUAUAAAGUUUGCAAAUGAUGAAAAGAACCUUCUUGCAUAUUCAAGUAUGGAUGGGACCAUUUCUAUCUGCCAACUUGUUCCCAAACCUACAGUGUUGGUAACAUUGAAAGGCCACAAUGAUGGAGUUACAGAUUUCUCAUGGUCUCUCUCCAAUGAUUUGAUAGUGUCAGUAUCACUUGAUGCAACAUUAAGACUUUGGCAAAGUCAAAGCGGUUCCUGUAUUCGAGCAAUAACAAGUUCAGUUGUUAACAUGAAAGAAUGUGCGAUACAUUGUUGUUUGUUUCAACCUAUUAAUAACAACAUGGUAGUUCUUGGCAACAGUAGCGGUCAAAUUGCCGUGGUGAAUAUUUCAACUGGAAAAACACGAAAGGGAGCAAAUGGUAAACUAUCUGGUGCUGUACUUAGCAUGUCAUUUGAUUCUUCAGGAAAAGUUUUAUGGGCAGGAGAUGAUCAGGGUAUCAUUUAUUCAUUUUCAUUUGAUUUAUCAACGGGUCAACUUCGUAAAGCACAUCAGAUGGUAAUUCACGCUGGUCGGCCACUGACAUCAAUACAAGCACGUGCAUGGAUAAGUAGGGAAGCACGUGAUCCCUCUGUGCUGGUGAACAUUGCUGCUGAUGUGCUCUGCUUAUACAGAGUUGUAGAUGACCGUGGGUUGCUUCAGUUCAAGAAAAGUUUUCCAAUAAAACACAGUCAGCACUUGAUAAGGAGCAUGUUCUGCCCUCUUAUGUCAUUUAGACAAGGAGCUUGUGUUGUGACUGGUAGUGAAGACAUGAGUGUUUGCUUCUUUGACAUCGAAAGCAGCAGCAAAAUUUGUGUAAAUCGACUACAGGGACAUUCAGCUGUUGUGUUGGCAGUUUCGUUUAAUCACGACGAAAGUAUGUUAGCUUCAUGUGAUACAGAGGGCAUGGUGAUAAUAUGGAAAAGAGAAGAAUAAGAAAACAAAAAAAUUCUCUUGAACAUUGAAGAGACAAAAAUUUGCUGUUAUUCUUGAUGUUGUUGUAAGUGGUGUAUGUUUUAUCACCGAAGUCAGAGGUUUGAAGCAGUUCCAAUGCUAGUGAAUACUGCUGGUUAGAGCUAACGGUUUAAAAAUACAUGUGUAUAUGCUGUUGCGGCAAUGGGCCAACUGGCUUACAUCCCAGGUCCUCUGCUGUGCUUUGCCACAAGACUCAUAUACAAUAAAAUAUGCUUUAUAAUAUUCUACGCAAUGUUUAUGGGUUCAUAUUUAAAAAUCUUUUUUGUUUAUUUUUAUUGUGUGUUAUAAAUAUAUUAAGUGCAAUGGAUAUUUAUUAUAAUAAAUAAAUGUAA